Pseudopodoces humilis (Tibetan ground-tit) is the source of this 3423-nucleotide messenger RNA. RefSeq names its product Mov10 RNA helicase (gene MOV10). The record is from RefSeq and is a predicted model, not a curated record. Gene Ontology annotation, molecular function: RNA binding; 5'-3' RNA helicase activity. Lineage: Eukaryota; Metazoa; Chordata; Aves; Passeriformes; Paridae.
CUGGCACUCCUCGACACGGCACCAUCUCGGCUCAGCUGGGCUCAAGCAUGCCGCGGUUCAGCAUGGCAGAGGCCAGGCUUUGGGGACAUCAGUUUGUGCAGUUCCUGCAGGACACGGGCCGGGAGCAGGUGAGCCUGCGGGAAACGCUGCGGACCAUCUACACCCAGGAGUUCCGGGGCAGGACUGAUGCAAAGACACCCGGGUUUUCCUGCAUCUUGUACGCACUGAAGACAGCCCAUCAGGUUGAGGUGCGAGGGGAGGUGGUGAAAUUCAAGGUGAAGAGGUGUGUGGUGGUGGCAGACCAGUACCGGAGACCCAGAAUGAAUGCGCAGACAUCCAUGUCCAAGUCUGCCUCAGGACAGCAGCUCAGCUCCACUCCACAAAUGCCGCCGAUCUACGGCAAGCAGUGGGCUGAGCUCAUUCGUGGGAAGCACGGGGUAGAGAUCACCUCAGACUGUGACCAGGGCAAUGGGAAUAUUCGCUUCCCAGUGGUGCCGGGUGAGCCCCGGACAGUCACUGUCCUGGUGCACAACUGUGGGACGGAGGUGGUGACACUGCAGCGCUUCCAGUCACGCCAGCAGUCCCAGGAGCUCUCCUUCACCGACGAGCAAGGGGCAGUGCAGGGCCAGUCCCUGCUGUUACACCCAGGUGCCACAUACCCCAUCCAGGUGCGGUGCCUCACCACCUGCAAUGGGCACUUCAACGCUGUGGUGUUCUUCGAGUUCACCAAGGAGCCAGACCAGCCCUUCAGCAUCUCACGCUACAUUGCUGCCAUCGCUGAGAGCCAGCUAGCCAAGGAGCUGGGACCCUCGGCACCUUUCCAGCCUUACGAGGCCAGCCUCCAGCGCUUUGUCACAGUCAUCACUGAGGAUGGCAUCCCCCCCGACAGCUCCCUGAAAAACAAACUGGAGAGGGAAAUCCCUCUGGGUACCUACCAGUACCCAAAGAGCCUCAAGGACACGAUUCUGCUUGGACCCAACACCAGUGCCAGCUCCAGCUGGGCUGCCAUGCGCUUGCUGCUGGAAGCACCUCUGCAGGCUGAGAACUACCAACAGAAAUUCCAGCUGCUGCUGCACCUGGAGGAGAUCCAGAUGGAGGUGGAUAUCCGGCGCUACGACAUGCAGGAUGUGACCAUGGUGCAGGAGAGGGCUCUGCUGGUUCUCAAUGUGCCUGGCGUGGCUGAGAACCGCCCAUCCCUGCUGAGAGGGGACCACCUCUUUGCCCACCUGAGCAGCGAGCGGGACCACUCCCCACUCGUCCAGUACAAGGGCUACGUGCACAGCGUGGAACUGGAGAAGGUCAGGCUGGGCUUCUCCUCCAAGCUGCAGAAGAAGUUUGUGAACAACCUGAAGUUCGAUGUGACCUUCACCUUCAACCGGCUGCCACUGCAGGUCCAGCAUCGGGCUGCAGUCCUGGCCGUGCGCCGUGGCUUGUUCAGCCUCCUCUUCCCCUCUGCCUCCUGCCACAAGUCCCUCUUCCCAGGCCCCUUCCAGCCCCGGUGGUUUAACCGCAAGCUGGAGACCAACGAGGAGCAGUGCAAAGCCGUGACCCACAUUGUGACAGGGAUGUCCCGGCCAGCCCCGUACCUCAUCUUUGGCCCCCCUGGCACUGGCAAGACGGUCACUAUGGUAGAGGCCAUCAAGCAGGUGUGGACUUGCUUCAAGGACGCCCGUAUCUUGGCCUGUGCCCCCUCCAACAGUGCCACAGACCUGCUGUGCCAGUGCCUCAUCAAGGACAUUGCCCCUGAGAAUGUCUACAGGCUCAUCGCCAGCUCCAGGAGCCCCAGGGAAGUACCCACCGAUAUCAUGCCCUGCUGCAACUGGGAUGAUGAGCAGAGCAGCUACGUGUACCCAAGCAAGGAGAGCCUGAGGCAGUACCGGAUUAUCAUCACCACACUGGUGACAGCAGGAAGGCUGGUGUCAGCCAACUUCCCCCCUGGGUUUUUCUCCCACGUCUUCAUUGAUGAGUGUGGCCAUGCGGUAGAGCCGGAGAGCCUGGUUGCCAUUGCGGGACUCCUGGCUCCCAUGGAUCAGGAGACCAACCCCAAUGGGGGGCAGCUGGUGCUGGCAGGAGACCCCAAGCAGCUGGGCCCUGUCCUGACCUCACCACUGGCUAUCCAGCAUGGUUUGGGCACCUCACUGCUGGAGAGGCUGAUGCUGCACAAUCCCCUGUACAAGAAGUCGAGUGGAGGAUACAAUCCACAGUUCAUCACUAAGCUGCUCUGGAACUACAGGUCCCACGAGGCCAUUCUCAGGAUCCCAAAUGAGCUCUUCUAUGAGAACGAGCUGAAGGUGUGCGAGAGCGACAGGCUUGACGUCCAGAAUCUGUAUUGUACCUGGGAGGAGCUUCCCAAAAAAGGCUUCCCCAUCAUCUUCCAUGGGGUUUGCGGGGAAGACCAGAGAGAGGCCAAAAGCCCCUCAUUCUUCAACACGGCUGAAAUUGAAGUCCUGGUCCACUACCUCAAGAAGCUGCUGCAGAGCCAGGGCAAGGGAAGCUGCCCCUCCGUGUCCCCCAAGGAAAUCGGCAUCAUUUCUCCCUACAGGAAGCAGGUAGAGAAGAUCCGGAAAGCCAUCACAUCCCUGGAUCCCGAUCUGCAGAAGCUGCCGGACAUCAGGCAAUUGAAGGUGGGCUCUGUGGAAGAGUUCCAGGGCCAGGAGCGGCACGUGAUCCUCAUCUCCACCGUGCGCAGCUGCAGCACGUACCUCCAGUUCGACCAGACCUUCAGGCUGGGCUUCCUCAAGAACCCCAAGAGGCUUAAUGUGGCCAUCACCAGGGCCAAGGCUCUGCUGAUCGUGGUGGGUAAUCCGAUCGUGCUCAGCAAGGACCCCCACUGGCACAGGUUCCUCAGGUACUGCAAGGAAGAAGGAGGCUACACAGGAUACCCCUACGAGCCUGAGAGCACAGCUGAGGAUAGAAUCACCGACAACCUCCACAUGCUGCAGCUCAGUGCUUAGUCACCAGGGCUUGCAUGUCUCCAUCUUGAAGUCAGGGGCCAGCUCUGCCAUGAGGUUUCUCUGCAGAAAACGCACCAGUGAAGGGAGGAGAAGCCCCCUGAAGCUCCAUCCCCCUCAGCCUGUCCCUGGCCUGCAGCAGCUCCUGCUCUUUCUGUCUCAGUCUCAGGGUGCUCCACGCACCCCUGAGGAGAUGGGACUGAACCCUCCGGACCAGAAGGUGUUGCCAAGCUUUGCUGCCAGCCACGAAGCCCACACCAGCAUCAGACUGGGACAAGUCUCCAUUUUAAUCAUGUUUGUGGCAGAAAAAUUCUCUGUGACUAGUCUCACCAUUCAGUGAAAGGCUUAAGCCUGGAGACUCUGGCCUCCAAAGAGCAUCACUGGGUACACAGCUGCUGUGAUGGGUGACUGGGGAAGGCAGGGACCUGGCCUGGGACAGGCUGGCUCAGCUCUCCACUGGGCCUGGCCUUAG